Armigeres subalbatus is the source of this 822-nucleotide messenger RNA. RefSeq lists its product as uncharacterized. The transcript has a single exon. The record is from RefSeq and is a predicted model, not a curated record. Lineage: Eukaryota; Metazoa; Arthropoda; Insecta; Diptera; Culicidae. Bases 1 to 822 code for a protein of 273 amino acids.
AUGGAAUCAUUAAUCGUAGUUUUCCUUCUACUCGUGUAUCAAAUUAUGGGUUCACCACUAGAAAAUCCAUUUGAGGGAUAUGGUUAUCUGCCACCCUCGUGUCCCUUGAUGUACCCAACAACGGUAACAUCAACAGUUCGCCAAACGAAUACGGAAAGAAUAACCAAAACUGAGACAAUAGUGACAAUCCUCAAACCGAUAACAGUCACCUCAAUAGUUCCAACAACAACCACAGAGAUAGAAACCGCUACCAGCUACCGAACCGAUUUCCAAACUUUGAUCAGCACGCUUGUGAAAACUUUACCAGCGGAAACUGUAACGACUACCGUGUGCACCCUGAACAACGCUUACCUGCCCGCGGAAAAUGAUCCAACGAGCGUUCCUCCACCAGCCAGUUUAUAUCUACCAGUGGAUGUUCUUCCACCAUUCGCGCCUCCACCAACUAAUUUAAAUCUAGCAGUGGACAUUCUACCGCCUCUCGCGCCCUCUACCGUUGAUGCAACGUCACCCACCGCUGAGUGCCCACGUCCCAGUACUGUUACAAUUACCCACGGUACCCAGGUGCCAACUACAACGAGGACCAUCUUCAUCCAACCGAGCACAGAUGCCAUCUUUGCCAGAACCAGCACCAAAACCGCCAUACAGAACGUGAAAACGGUGACAAAAUCGCUCACCCGAACAAAAUCGGUAAUUCAGUACGACCAGUUGGUCACCAAAAUUGUCUCCGUUACACCCACGCUGACCAGUUAUGUCUACUUCGAGCCAAUCACGAAAACGAUAACCGACCGGAGGAGUCCCACCGCUGCAGUUAGCGGUGGAUGA